Podarcis lilfordi (Lilford's wall lizard) is the source of this 11189-nucleotide messenger RNA. Lineage: Eukaryota; Metazoa; Chordata; Lepidosauria; Squamata; Lacertidae. The record is from the annotation of a GenBank genome assembly.
AUGAACGGUGGGGGUCCCGUGACCCUCAGCCCAAGUAAAACUGGAGAGCCGCCCCUGUCCGGCGGCGCUAGUAAGAAGCGAGGCUCGCUGGGGGCGUCGUCCUCACAUCCUAUAUUAAAGGGUAAGAAGGGCUCGAAUUUUUAACCCUCAGUGAGAGAAUAACAAACGCGGGUGGUGCGCAUGCGCAGCAUCGCUUUCUCAGUCUGAAAAGUUGUUUCCUAGAGCGCAUGCGCGGCAUAGGUUCUCAAGUGGGAAAGGCGCCUCCUGGAGCGCAUGCGUGAACGUGUCCUGUUUGAAUGGGCUUCUCUAGUUUAGGCAGCUGUUGCAAAGGUAAAACUUACAAACUUGCCCGGAAUGGAAAGGGGCGCUAGACCUGGGGAAAUUGGAUAACUCGUGAGGAACUCGUGAAACCGAGUUCGGCGGUGCUUUUUAAAGAAGUGUGUAAAUACGAUUGCAAAAAAAAUGUUCAUGGCCGUGUAACUUGCAUAACGUUUGAUAAUUUGGAUCCUAGGUAAGUUAUGCAUCUCACUGUGAAAAAAUUCUGUGGAAGGAAGAGUUGUAUUUGAAGAGGAGAUCUACUCUGUUAGUAUGAACAGUGGAAACAAAUAAGAGCAUAUUCAUAAGAAACUCCUUAUCUGCUCUCAUUGAGAGAAUAUACUUUUAAAUGGGCUAUUGCCCACCCUUUUUGAAAAGGUUACCAAAAGCUGAGUAUAAAAUAAGCGUGAUAUCCCAGGGAUGGGAAUCUCGUUCAGCCUGAGAGGAGAUUUUAACGUGGACAGUUUUCCAAGGGCCACAUUCCGAGGCUGGGUGGAGCAAAUGACAAAACAAAUAAAACAAAACAGGCCAACAUACAUGCUGGAAAGCCAGCAGAGAUUCCUCUGCCUGACUUUUAAGAGUAACUAGCAAGUCAUGGCCGUGUAUUUUCUCAAUUCUGCCAGUUCUAACAGUGUUAAGCACCUAACAGCAACAAUAGCCAACCAUUGUGCCCCGUUCUUAGGUUGAAAUACUAUGCCUGAGAGUAAGUCCCACUGAACUUCCUUUUGAGUAUCCAGCGGUGCUUGUACUGCAAGUUAUUCCAUUUUCUUAAAACGUUUAAAAGUUGCCAAGUGUUUGACUCUCAGAGGAGAAUCCAUGGAUUUGGAAGGCCUUGCUGCAAAGCCAGACCUGGAACAGCUCACUGGCCUGAGAACAGGGCAUACAGUGGUGCCCCGCAAGACGAAUGCCUCGCAAGACGGAAAACUCGCUAGACGGAAGAGUUUUCCGUUUUGGAGGUGCUUCGCAAAACGAAGCUCCUAUGGGCUUGCUUCGCAAGACGAAAAUGUCUUGCGAGUUCCUGCGGUUUUUUUUUCCUUUCCCCCCCCUUUUUCUAAGCCGCUAAGCCGCUUAUCUGCUUAUCCGAUAAGCUGAUAAGCCGCUAAAAGCCGCUACUAGCGCUAAUCCGCUAAUCCAUCAAUGGGCUUGCUUCGCAAGACGAAAAAACCGCUAGAUGAAGAGACUCACAGAACGGAUUCUUUUCGUCUUGCGAGGCACCACUGUACUUUGGUAAUAUAGCGCUCUGAGCAACGCCCCCUGCCCAGAUAAAUAUAGGUUUUAUUGUUAAUUUUGUUGGCAUCUGUCCGCCUCGGGAGACAAUAGAGGAGUGCAGCUUUGGGGGGAAGUCAAACUGUUGGAAGGUUGCAGCACCUGCUGUGACUGUGAUAUGAGAAAGACAUGCUUUGUUGCAGCUGGGGCAGAUGCAUAGCUGUCAACGUUUCCCUUUUUUUAAGGGAAAUUCCCUUAUUCCAAAUAGGAUUCCUCGCAAGAAACGGGGAAAGUUGACAGCUAUGGGCAGAUGAAGGCGUCUGGUUGUGCUGCUGCAGAUGCACCACGACAUUUCUUCUCUCUGCGCUCCUCCCAGAGGUCAUUCCUGGAGGUGGCAAAGGAAAGGGAAUGAAACUUAGACAGGUGGGAUACCUUUCAAAUGCCAUGUAGAUCAUUCCACUUUUUACUGUGCUUCCCAGUGCUGUGUAAUACAGACUCAUAUUAUUAAUAAGGGACUUUUGGCAUGGUAUUCUACACAGUUUGCUGCUUGAGCAUCAAUUGAGUGGUGGGGGUAGGAUUAGUAUAGUCCUGCCUUGCAAACAAGGAGCUGUAAUGUGGAUUCAGCCAUAGUCAGAAGAAUGUUUGGGUACAAUAUUCCCUGCAAAUAUUUCCUUAAGAUUUUGCAUAUAAAAGUCCACAAAAAUUGUCACUCCUUGGUACACGCCUGAUUUCAGAUCUUUGGAAAUUGCUUAGAGAUUAGCGCUGGGAUCCUCUAAUUGCUCUGAAAAAUUCCUAACGAUCCAGUCUUACGCUAGGUUAUACAUGGGUUUAGGUACAACUAAUUCUACAUAGAUCAGGUUUUUAAAAUCCCAAAAGUUAUGAUUGAACUGCAAGACCUUUCAGCUUGGAGAGUUGUGGCAAAUGUUGAGAGGCUUGACAAUGUCAAAGAUGGAAAGGGUGCAGACUGAGCAUAAAAACCCCAAUGAGUUGAAUAAGUUAGUUAGGCCUCUUUUAUUUCUUUAAAAAUGUGCUACUCCAACUAUUUUAUAAAACAUUAGAAAAAAAAUUCAUUAAUCUCUGUGUACAAGCUUUAAAAAGCUCAGUUAUUUCUGUUAAAUAUUAUUCUGUCUACAGUUCUAAUUGCAUUUUUUUUUCUUUAGGAAGCAAAGUACUGUACGUAGUAUUUGGAUAGUGUAACUUAAUGUUGCAAAGUUUUGUGCUUAUCCUUUCAUAGUUAAAAGGCCCUUUACAUGUUUGGCUGCCGCCUCCUGUUAGCCAAGGGGAAGGCAUUUUAAGGGUGAUACAGCCCAGGCGUCAUAUAAUUCAUUGGCUGUUUUACUGCACUCAAACUUGGAACUAGGCCUGGGCGAUAUAUCCAUAUAUCACCCAGGACUGAUACUAGGGGCAGAGCGUGAUGACGAAUAUUAUUUCACUAUAAGGCAGCAAGUCUAGCAAAACUAUUUCAUCAUCAUCCUGAAGGCUGUUCCCUCCAUGUAGCUAAUGGAAAAAGAGUGAAAAAGAUAAAGUACAAUAGAAAGGAAGAAGAGGAGAUGGAGUUUGGGGGUUGGAAGAGAGAGAGAGAGGCAAGAACCACGAUGAUUUCUUGCAGGUCCCUGAAAGGAUAAGCAUACAUGUUUUUAUUUAUCAUGAACAUGUCUCGUUACUUUUCUUAUAGAUGUUGGAGAAAUAUAUUCCAGACUUUUGGAUCACAGACCGGUUAUUCAAGGAGAAAUUCGUUAUUUCAUUAAAGAAUUCGAAGUAGGUUUGAUAUUCUAUAUUUCUAUAUUUCUAUAUUUUGAAAUAAUGUACCUUGUAAAUGGGGGAGGGAUAGUUCUAAAGUACAGUCAUCUUAAGAUUUCAGAGAAAUGUUUCAUGAAUGGCUUUUAAUCUUUUUUAUAAAUAAUAUACCCAUCAUUUUGACAAGUAAAUAUUUUUAUAAAUUCAGUCAGCUUGUUAACAUUUCAUAUUCCCGACUCCUUCCCCCUCUUUCUGUGGUUCUUUCCAUUUCUUUCCAUCUUCCUGCAUGCUCCAAAUUAUCUCAACAUAUUCUGUUAUAUAUUCUCGUAUAUAUCUCAUAUUGAAACUGCAGGUUUUUACAUUAAUCCUGCCAGUGUCUUAAUCUGUUUACAAUUUGUUUGUAAAUGCUCAAUAAACCAUUGCAAUUCCUUUAAAAAAAAUUGUUAUCUUGAUUUCUUAUUCUUCCAGUAAGUUUUGCCGUUUCUGUGUAGUCCUUAACUUCUGUAUCCAUUCCUCUCUGCUCAGGACCUCUUCUUUUUUCCAUUUUUGGGCAAAUAACAUUCUUGCAGCUGUGGUUGCAUACAUAAAUAAAUUUCUAUACUGUUUAGGUAGUUCUGAUCAUAUAAUUCCUGAAAGAAAAGCUACUGGUUUUUUAAAUAAAUGUUAUCUUAAACAUCUUUUUCAGUAAGCUUUAACCUUAUUACAAGAUCAUCACAUAUGAAAAAAGGUACCUUCUUUCUCUUUCUCCAACACAUAUUCAAUUUGGAUUUAUACAUUACUGCCAAUCUACUAGGUGUUAGGUACCAUCUAUAUAGCAUUUUCAUAUAUUUUCUCUUAAACUAUAACCUGCGGUAAAUUUUAUAUCCGCAUUCCAUAAAUAUUUCCACCCAUUUCUGUAUUAUUACUAAUAUCUAUUGCCCAAUAUACCAUUGAAGAUUUCUUAUUUCUUUUGGAUUUUCCUCUUAUCUCCUACAAUUAUUCUAUUAAUGCAGGGUUUUUCUUUCUUCUUUAUUUUCCAAGCCAAUAAUUUCCCUGACUUGUUCAAAUUGUUUCUGCUUUAAAUAUUUAAUUUUCCACUCUAUUUCCUGGUUUAUUAUCAUUGAAGAUUGCGUUUUCAACAUCUUGAUAUCCUGUUUCAUUAUCUCUCUUCAAGGGGAAUUUAUUAAUUCUUUUCCUUUCCUUUUUAUUUCUUGUAAAUUGUCUUGUUUUUUCUGCCCUCUUAUCUUUCUUUCGUAUGCACUUUUUUGACAAGUAAAUAUGGAAUAGAUUAUCUGCAGCUUUUUGAUGUUUGCAUUGCUCAUGACUCUGUCUCUUGAAAAUGCCAGCUGUUGACAUUUGGGGACCAGAUCUUUAAAAGCAUGAAAAUCAUAAUUUGGCAGUGUUCCAAAGCAUCUAAAACUUGUAGUUUCAUUUACAACUACAAAGACUAUUAGUGUGAUUUUUCUUUGUUUUUUUAUUUUUUAAUAAAAGAUUAGAUUGUAUGUCUUCUGGCCUUACUGUUUAUCUGCCCUUUAAGAUCCAUCGAGAUGGAAAGACACACCUCUCCUUGUCUCCUGCCACUGUCUUUAAUACUGUCACUGCUGCUGUUUCUAAUAGAAGAAACUGCCACAGUAGUUUUCUCUCUCUCCAUGUUUUCAUGAAGGAACAAAUGAUAGCAGUAGCAGGAAAAGGCCAGCAGGGGAGGAGGAGAAACUGGUGCAAAGAAGUAGGCAUAUGAAAGCGUUCAUGGGGAAUCUCCUUCCCAUACCUGCAACAUUUAAAAUUAUUCCAAGGAAAUAAUACUAAGUUCUUGAUUUUCAUAACCUGUCUGAAAAAUGAAAGCAUCUUUUAAAAUUACCUAUAAUGUAAUCAAACCUAUAUUUUUCCAUAUUAAAUAGAUACUUUUCGGGGGGGGGGGUUGUUUUUAAAUGUUGAAUAUAUUUUCCACAAGAUGGCAGCAAAACCUCAAGCCAGAGCAGAGGUUUGUGUGGACCCUGAAUUUAGUGAUAGCUUCCAGUUGGUUUCUGUUAAGAAUUGUUGAUGAAAUGAGCAAAAGCAAACCUUUGGGUUUUAAUUUUUUUAUUUUUUGAAAAAUGAGGUGUGUUAAUAAUGAGGUUGUGCUCCAUAAACAUUUUGAAGCAUUAAGUGAGAAAGGUCUAGAUAGUCUGUACUGUUUAAAAACAUUUUUAAAGGGGGGGUCCAUUUACUAACUUCAAGGUAGUAUCUAAAUAACAGCAAAUGAACCUUGUGGAAUAUAUAGAAAUGCCCCCUUUUUAACUUUCUCAAUAGGAAAAACGUGGUUUCCGAGAAGUGCGGGUUCUUGAAAACUUGAAGAACACAACUUUUGAGACAAAUGACCAAACUCUGCCAAAGUGUGAACAAAUGAUGCAAGGGAACCUAAAUGAAGCUCUCAGGAGAUGUAAGCUAGAAAUUAUUGGUUUUCUUCUAUGCCUUUUACAAAGUGUUUGGAUUCUUAGACGCUAAACAGCUCCACAUAAAGUUGGAGCCUUUAUGUAAAGUAGCCAUCAGGUGGCCCUUUUAUUCACACCAUUAUGGGCCAUAUUCAAAAGGAAAUAAAGAUGUGAGUGUUUUCAUCCUGAGCUUUGCCUGAUGCUUAAUUGUAGAGGGAAACUGCUGUUUGGUUUUAAAAGCACUUUUCCUUUUCAGCAGUAGGAGAAACUACCAUGAAAAUAAGUCUCUGACUUUACAAAUGGUCCUCCCUAUCCCCUCCUUGUUAUGGCUGUUCACACUUCCAAUACCUGUAAAAACAACAACAUCAUUCCAUUCUCAGCAAGGCUAGUAAUGCGUGGGCAUGUCAAAUGCUGCAUUAAUUCUGUGCAUCAUAGUUAGACCUGCAUGGCUCUAAGGCAGCAAGAUGGGAUCUGGAAGGAACCAUCCAAAACACACACACACACACACACAUAUCCCAGGGUAUGGUUGAAAGGUACACUACCUUACUGAAGCUAAGCAGUCUGGGUCUGGUUAGUGUUGGAUGGGUGACCACCUGGGAACCAUGUGUAUGCCACCCUGGGUCCCAUAAUGGAAAGAAAGCAGGAUAUAAAUGUAGGAAAAUAAAAACCACUGUAUGAAGUUGCAAGAAUAAGAUGGCUGGAGAUAGACACACACAGCAAAACUUGGGAGACGAUUCUAUUCCUCUUUAGCCAUAUAUUUAUAAGUUGUCAUGUAUAAGGCAGAAAAUGGUUGCGGAUAUUACAUUUUUACAUAGUAUUUUUCAGCAUCCUGCAUAGAUCCAAAUGUCUCAACGAUUAGCAGAAAAAGUGUUAUGCAACAUAAGUGAAUAUUUAAAUUAAUAGAAUAUGUGCAGGCACAGAAUUUAGACUAUCUUGGUUCAAAAAUCUCAGUGGCUUUUAAAGUUCACCCAGUCAUGUAAAAAAUAUUAUGUAAGAUGAAUCCAACCACAAUUUUUUCCUUUAUAUAUAUUUUGACAAGGGCAUCCUGGCUGAAACUAGACCACAAUGUGGUUAAGAUACACAGCUUCUCUGUGCAGUGAGAUUAAAUAUCUCUUGUCAGAAAUGUGUCCCUUAAAAUGAGCCAAUGAAACAAUUGUAACCUAUACCUCUCAGUACAGGUAGCCAAUGAAAUGAUCAACAGAAUCCAGGGGAGAGAGCAGGAAGAAAGAAAGGUAAGGAUUAAUAAGUUAAGAACUAAUGCCGGGUCUAACCUGCAAGGUAUUCUGGUGAUAUUCUAUGUAGUUUUUUCCUUGCACCAAAACGCUGUAUGGUUUCAGAAUAAUUGUUCUGCGCCUUCAAUCUUCCCUUCUCUACUGUUUCCUUCCCUACACCCACAGCUAGGUUUUGCUAUGGUAAAUGGGAUUUUGUGGUUUAUUUUGUUCAUUUGUUUGUUCGUUCUUACUAUCUCAGCAGCAAGUGUUCUGCUGCUGAGUCUUAACUUUAUGUUAUAAUACUGCAUUCAACACAACAUAUAAGCCAGGGAGGAAACAACUAGCUGUGAACCAAUUAAUGAAUGCUUUAGCAUAUGCUAAGUAGUGGAUGCCUUACGGUUAAAUAUUUUUGUCCAGGUACAUACCAGCUCUCUGGUCACUGAAAAAGCAUGCUAACACACAAGGGGAGCUGUGCUACCUCUGCCCUGGCCAACAGUCUGCCUUUCAGCUUGCUAAGGGCUACUCAGUGAAGCAAGGAACCUCUUGUAUUUGUGGAGGCUCCCCCCACCCUCGCAUUCUGGACCUUGAGAUUUUCUUGGGUUCCAAAAGUUUCAGAGAGCUUCCAUGACCACUGGAGGCUCGCUUUUUCUCUAGGUCACCCUGUGUAAGGUGGAAGGAGACAGCAAUGGGGGGAGCUAGCACCCUAGUCCCCACAGCCGCCUCCUCGUGUGUGUAACACACUUUCCAGAUGACUGAAGGGUGCGACUAUUAAUCCACAAACUGCAGCAACAUGUUGACUUCGCCACUUUCUAACCCAGUGUGGCUUUUAAGUAAAGCUACUUAGGAGUACAGUGGUGCCUCUGGUUGCGAACGGGAUCCGUUCCAGAGGACCGUUCGCAAUGUGAAAAGAGCGCAACCCACAGCGGCGCGGCGCGAUUCGCCACUUCUGCGCAUACGCAUGAUGUCAUUUUGCGUGUCUGUGCGAGUGGCGAAACCCGGAAGUAUCCCUUUCCAGUACUUCCGGGUCGCCACAGGACGUAACCUGAAAGAACGUAACAUGAAGCAGACGUAACAUGAGGUAUGACUGUAAUGCCAAUCCAUAGUUUGCAUUCUGCAGACUUCUGAUAUGUUGCAUGUGUUGAAACUGAUGAUCCCUGAGACUGCCUGUGGCGUUCGUACGUAGCCCCCGGUUGUUUCACGGGCUAUUGACCCGUACACCUCUAAUCUGCUGCCACCAACCAGGUUCUCUCCGGUAAAACACUUAGUCUCAGUCGGGUUCUCAAGUUAACAAUGAAGAUUGUAGUUUAUUGCAAACACAACUAAACUUUAAAUGCAUUCGAAACACUGUUACCGUUUACCCUCUUAGUCUUAUUGUAUCCUGUCUCUAACUCACUCUAACUCUUCUACCUCCCCUCACACAAGAACCAAUUGCACUAACUGUCUCUCUAUUUUCAACUGCAUUUUCCCAACUGUCUAAACCUCUGGCUAAGCCUUUUAAAAACAGGUAGGCUCUGCCUCUGGGCUUUUCUAUUGGUCUACCUAUUAACACUUUCUCUCCCCCUGUACAGACAUUUCCAAAAGAACAGGCAAACACCACACUGCCAAACGGUAAUGUGCAAGAAAUUUGCAGAUUCCUGCAGAGCCUUCAGUAAAACAAAAGUUGGUUCUAGAAGCUCACUUUCCUUCAGAAUAGCUGCAAAAAAAUGUAGAAAGAAGUUGAGGAGAGCCGCCAUUAUUAAGUCUUCAAGAAGCACUAUAAAAAUAACAGAGUUACUAGAUCCUCUUCCACUUUCUCGCUAUGUGGAAAGUUUUUCUUAGAAUUUCCUUCACAGCUUGAGAAAGGGGAAAGAGAUGGUUAAAGAAACCCAAAUCCCUAUUUUUCGUGGAACAAAAAAUAUCCAACAGAAUGGAAAUGUAAAUCUUUCCUGCUUAGUUGAAAACACUGAACAUAUUAUGAAUACAGCUUAUUGAAAUGGAAGUGUUUCAUACUUGUGGAUGUUAUUUAAUGAAAGGCCAUAUUAUAAGAACAUGUGACUCACUGGAAUCUCUCACAUGGCUGCACAUUGCUUGUUUGUAAUACAGAUAUUCUAAAACCUCAGGAUUAGGAAAAACUGUGCAAGAAGUUAAUUCUCCAUGUUAGUUCUGUACUUCACUAUUAUAGGCAACCUGUUCAGCUCUUUAGGCUGCAAUAGAGCUGCAUUGUAAGAUGGCUGCAGCUACAGUCAAUGUUUCUAUUUGUAUAUGAAAAUGAUGGAUAACAGUUAAAUGAUAUCAGACGUAAUAUAGAUGUAAAAUUCCCAAUUUAUUCAACUUGGCUAAAAUAUUGGGAGUCUACCACAAGUACACACAUUCCCCCCUCUUCGCUUACACACGAAUUCUUUCCUUUAGCCAUGAUGCAUCUGCACCAAUGUAUACCUUUACCCACUUCAAGCGCUGGCGUCAGCCACUAGUUUGAACCUAACCACAGUUAAAGUUAAUAUUGGUGCAGAUGUAAUACAGUACCAUGGUAAGAAAGCCCCAAAGAGGUGGUUUCGGGUAUGGCUGGGCAAUAUAUUGAUAUGUCAUCUCAAAUCGGUUGGAAGUCCAUGUGGUGAUAUCAAUUUCAUAGUUUUUGACCUGGCAAUAUAUCACAAAUCAUGAUGCGCAUGUGUGUGCUAUGCAAAAACCACAAUGUGAGGGGAAAAUGUGAAGCCAGCCAAUGCCUCUACAUAGCUCCAUCCUUAUUUCAGACAUGAUUGCAGACACUUUCUGUCAAUACAUGUGGUAGCAAUUUAUUCAUAUAUCUGUUAGAUUUAUCAUGGUGAUGGCUGUGUAAAGACUAUAGGAGAUCCACAGCCUGGAAGAUUUAUGAUGUUUGUGUAUAAUGUUCAGAAAUAGCACAAUAGUGAGGCGUUAGUAUUGGCUGGGGUAAAUGUAUGUUGAACAUAAUGCCCCAAACCAUAGAAUUGACCAUGCUCUUAUGCCAGUCUUAUCUUGUAUCACUUUAUGCCUUAAUUGGAAAGGACUGCUGAAAAAUUCUUUAGAACCAGCUUUAGUUUGCUCACCAGAUUUCCCUUCCAGCCUUUGCACCAUCCUGGGAAAGCUGAAAAUUAUUAUUUAUUAAUUGAUGGCUUUCCCUGGUUUAUGUGCAUUAUUGGACAGCUUAAUUCUACAUGAACAAGACAGUCCUGUGUCCUGACUAUGCUUCACGCUUCUUAUGUGUUUAUAUCUUAAGAUGGAGGGUGACAAAUACUAAAUACAAGGUUCUUGUGAUCGAGGGUUACUUUUUAUUUUUUAAAGGAGCAUAUCACAAUCAGUGGUUGCCAUGCUGUAUUUCAUGCAUUUUGCUGAAGUUAGCUAUCAGCACUGGAUAAGAGAGGUUAUUAAAUUGAGUUGGCACUGCUUAUUAAACUUUCAAGUUAAAUACUGAGAGUUGCCAGUCCAGAGUAUAGCCAAGCACUUACUGUGUCUGUCUGGGUAUUUAUGUUAAAACAAAAACAAUUUAAAGUGUCUGAUAGGAUGAUUUUAAAAAGACAGAUUUUGCUUUGUUCAUUUACUUAAAUUUUCCUUGUUCUGCAACAGUACCCAAAGCAAUUUGUCCACAGCACUGUAGAACAGGCAACAACCAUUUUGCACAGGGGUUACAUUCCUGACCCUCCCGUGUGUUGGCGGAGUACGUGGAAGCCCCUUUCACCCCCUGCCCCCUUUUCCAACCACUUCUGGGUUACGGCGAUGUGCGCAUGCACAGUCAUGCGUUAGUUGUUGCCUGUAUACAGUUGCACAUACUACGGGAAAAGCGCUAGAAACAGCACCAUCCAAUUUACAAAUAGCAGCAGUGUAAGAAAAAAGGCAAUAGUGCAAGGGGAAGCCACAAACUAGAUUUAGCUGAUAGCAAAUAGCAAUUGUGGUGGGGAGGGGAUAAAUCAGAAUGAAAGCAAGCCGCAGCAGGGAGAAACUGAAGCAAAAGCAUGGUUGGGCAGUUGUUUUCUCACCCAUGAUGGUGGCAAAGUAUAAGGGCCCCGGUUACAGUGAAAGCUGGUUUCCAUUCUUGCCUUGUUAACAGUGACACCAGGUCUGCCCUGUAAACUACUUGUCAUCUUUUUUGUUAUAUUUUUGUACCACAAAACCUAAACUGCGUGGAUGUUUUCUUUUGUAACUUCCUUUUCCAUCUCAGCUUCAGACUGAGAAACUAAUGGCUGGUGAAACACGACGCAGAGCUCUGUGGGAGGAGUUUGUGAAGGAGCAGCAGAAAACAAAAGCAGUCGUGGACGAAGAGCACAUCAAAGCGAUGGAGCGCCUCAAAGAGCAAUAUGCCGCAAUGGAAAAGGACCUCGCCAAACACACACUUUAA